CCUGCUCGGCGAGUGCCUCGGCCCGCUCCGCCUGCCGAGCCCACGCCGCGUGCCAGCUGCCCGCGUCGUUCUCGCGGAUCUCGCCCACCGCCUCGAGGAACUCGGCCACGUCGGCGCCCCCGUACCGCGCCGUGCCGAGGAUGCGCACCGCCUCGAAGUUAAAGAACGCGCCCGAGUAGAACUUGUGCAUGGCUGUGGUAUGUUGUGUGUUGUGUGCCGUAUGUUGUAUGUUGUAUGUUGUGUGUCGUAUGUUGUAUGUUUUAUGUUGUAUGUUGUGUCGUAUGUAUGUACUUGAAUAGUGCGGUAGAUUUGUGCUUGUGCAAUAUGAUGCAAUGUAAGAAUGAUAUGCUGUUGACGUGGACGUUCUCGACAUGCACAAGCGUGGCCGUGGCUUGGGGCGCCUGGCUUUAUGUCACGUUGUGACGAAUUAAGAAGAGCCGAGGACUAGAUGAAGGUAUUCU
This is a messenger RNA of Lasiosphaeria miniovina, 461 nucleotides long. RefSeq lists its product as uncharacterized. The transcript has a single exon. Bases 235 to 423 code for a protein of 62 amino acids. The record is from RefSeq and is a predicted model, not a curated record. Lineage: Eukaryota; Fungi; Ascomycota; Sordariomycetes; Sordariales; Lasiosphaeriaceae.